Peromyscus leucopus (white-footed mouse) is the source of this 1583-nucleotide messenger RNA. It is a transcript of the gene Upp1, whose product is annotated as uridine phosphorylase 1. Gene Ontology annotation, biological process: nucleotide catabolic process; uridine catabolic process. The transcript is spliced from 10 exons. The coding region runs from base 578 to 1513 and encodes 311 amino acids. The record is from RefSeq and is a predicted model, not a curated record. Gene Ontology annotation, molecular function: uridine phosphorylase activity. Gene Ontology annotation, cellular component: cytoplasm; cytosol. Lineage: Eukaryota; Metazoa; Chordata; Mammalia; Rodentia; Cricetidae.
CUGGCCUUCCCUCAACUACGGAGGAUAUCCCUGGAUCAGGAGGGACCAGGAGAGGAAGAAGAAAAAAAAAAGUCAAAACAAAACAGAAACUGGCCCGAGAUACUGAAAGGACACACUUGACCACAGCUGAGCUCUGCAUUCUUGACCGCAUCCACGCGGUCGUUCAUCUCUGGCACAUUCCCUCACCAUUUCCCGACAGAUGGACCUGGGCCCUGGCACUAGAGGUGACCUUGGGUAGCCAUACAGCCGCUUCCAGAUCGUUUCUUCGCCUGUGAACAGAUCUGGCACGCUGCUCCGUUCUCUCCGUUCUCCAGCCUUCCGAGCCAUUCGCGCGGCCGGGCCGGGCGGCCGGGACUGAACUCUUGAGUGGUCGGCUUUGCGGGAUCCUCGCCGGCUCUCCCUGCCUGUAGGUGAGGACGGAAGCUCCGGGGGGACUCCGGACGACAGCUACUAAGAUUGGGUUGUCCAUGCUCAAACCACCUGGUUCCGAAUCCCCACAGUUUUGAUGAUCCGUUCCAUCAGACUGCUCUGUUGCUGUGAUUAACCACCUUGACCCAGGUCCUGCCACAGUGAGAGGAUGGCGGCUACAGGAACUGAAGCCAAGGACCUCGAAAACCAUCACAAUGACUGCUUCAUUCAACUUUCAAAUCCAAACAUCGCAACAAUGAAGGAAGACGUUCUCUACCAUUUCAACCUCAGCACGAGCACACAUGAUUUCCCUGCUAUGUUUGGAGAUGUGAAGUUCGUGUGUGUUGGUGGAAGCCCUUCCAGGAUGAGUUCUUUCAUCAGGUAUGUGGCUGCCGAGCUGGGCCUUGACCAUCCAGGGAAAGAGUACCCCAACAUCUGUGCAGGCACUGACCGCUACGCCAUGUAUAAAGUCGGACCUGUGCUGUCUGUGAGCCAUGGCAUGGGCAUUCCUUCCAUCGGGAUCAUGUUGCAUGAGCUCAUCAAGUUGCUGUACCACGCCAGAUGCUCCAACGUCACCAUCAUCCGCAUCGGCACUUCAGGCGGGAUAGGUCUGGAGCCUGGCUCUGUAGUCAUCACGCAGCAGGCAGUGGAUGAGUGCUUCAAGCCGGAGUUUGAGCAGAUUGUCCUGGGGAAGCGGGUGGUCCGCAGCACCAACCUGGAUGCACAGCUGGUGCAGGAACUGCUACAGUGCUCCUCGGACCUGAAUGAGUUCCCCACGGUUGUGGGCAACACCAUGUGCACCCUGGACUUCUAUGAGGGGCAAGGCCGUCUGGAUGGUGCCCUCUGCUCCUACACAGAGAAGGACAAGCAGGUCUAUCUGCAGGCAGCCCAUGCCGCAGGAGUCCGAAACAUCGAGAUGGAGUCUUCGUUGUUUGCCACCAUGUGCAGUGCCUGUGGCCUGAGAGCGGCUGUGGUGUGUGUGACCCUUCUGGACAGACUGCGAGGGGACCAGAUCAACACCCCCCAUGAUGUGCUGGUGGAAUACCAGCAGAGACCUCAGCGGCUGGUGGGCCACUUCAUCAAGAAGAGCCUGGGGAGGAUCUGAGGCUCUUGUCCUUGACACUCAGAACAAGCCUCUGCAACUACUGGCCAAUAAAUCUAUUUUUCAUAUCCCA